CAGACGCCGCCCUCCCGCAGCCCAGGUCCCUCCCCACCUAGGCGACCUUCGGGUGGGGCUGAGACUGGCGGCCAGGAGCGGCAGAGGCUGCGGAGGAACGGGAUGUGGGCGCCCGGCGGACACCCGGGGCCCGCGGGCUGGGACCGCCGCCGCGGGGGCGCGAGGCUGCGCGCGGCGCUGGCUGGUCUGCAAGAACUACAGGGGCUGCGCGCCACGCAGGAGAGGCGCGUGCGGGGCGCCCUAGCACUGCUGUCCCCGCCCGGGCCCGCCGGAGCCCGGGGCGGCGAGGGGAGGCUGGAGGCCACGCUGGCGGCGCUGCGGGAGCAACUGUCCUGGUUACGGCAGCAGGAUGCUGGCCUCAAGACUCAUCUGGACCAGCUGGACCUGCAGAUAAGCGAACUGCAGCUGGGCAUGUGCAGAGCCUCAAACGAAGGCCCAGACAGCGACAGCAGGCCUAGCUCAGGAUUCUAUGAGCUGAGCGAUGCAGGUUCCUGCUCCCUGUCCACCUCCUGUGCCUCUGUAUGCAGUGACCGGCUCUCCCCAUCCCUGAGCAGUCUGCUGCCUGCCUCCCAUCCUUCCAAGUCCAGGUCUGGUGUGGGCAACUGCCGGCCGCGGUCUGCUGAUGAGAACACCGUGCCCGCGUGGAGACCCCAGCCCGCCAAAGAGGGAAGCAGUUUCCUGGACAGUGCAGCAGGCACGGGCCGAGCCCAGGACGUGUUCCGGCCCAGGCCAGUUUCCACAGGUGACCUUGAGAGGGUCCUUCCAGUGGACGUGGGGCUCCAGAGUCUGGGUGCAGAUGCCACGCCCACCUCCCUCCUCUGCCAGGGGACAGACCCCCCGGCCCACGUGCUGGACCCCACCUACCAGCAUGACCUCGUGUCCAGGGGAGGCCGGGAAGUGUACCCAUACCCCAGUCCAUUGCAUGCCGUGGCCCUGCAGAGCCCCCUGUUCACCCUGGCCAAGGAGACCCCCUGGCCCCACAGCCACUCACCCCCCAGGGAUCAGAGCACAGCCCUGGCAGUGCCAGUCUGUGAAGAGGGCCGAGCUGGAGCCUACAUCGAUAGGCUGCUGCGUCUGCGGGCCCUAGGGCCCUCCCCAAGGGAUGUCUUGGGGGAACAGGGACCCCUGAGAAACGAAGCAUCUCCCUUCCCACAGAAGGCGGGUGACCAGAAACAGGGCAGUGGCGGGCAGCCAGAGAAGCUGGUGUGUGCCCGAGGGAGAAGGAACACGGGAGUAAUGGCUCAGAGCCUGGCUGUACAGGGAGAUGGCCUCAGGCAGCAGGGACCCACACCCCUCAGGGAUACCCCAGCCCCCAGCACCCCCCCAGAGGAGGGGCCCAGACCCUCAAAUCCCCGUAACCUUGGAGAGACAGCUGUGGGCCUUGCUCCCUGCCCCCAGGCGUGGCAGCUCCAUAACAACUGCAGCCUGGCCACCCCCAGGAGGCUGGGGUGUGAGAGACCCCUGCAAGCUCUUGGGUGCUCUGUGCAUCUGCCCCGUGCUGCUGAAGCCCCGAUGUCCAGGCUGAGGACAGCACCCGCUAAGACCAGGGCUGUGAAGAUCAGGAGGAGGGCCAGUGACGAGGUGCCUGGGUCUGGAAGGCAGCCACUGCCCCACCCCGAGAGUCCCCAGGGUGUCCACGGGGGCCCCUGGCUGCCCCCUGAGAGGGGUCUGUGGCACAGGCCCCAAGGGCGCGGGCCCCAGAAGAGGCCCUCCCUGGCUGGGGAGGCCCCUGGCCGAUCCUGCUCAGAGUCUACUCUCUACCCCAUACCCUUCCUCAUCCCCCUGGUGGUGGCCCAGCAGCACAGUUGCCAGGCAUCGGCUUCAUCCAGGGCCCUGUUCCCUGCUGAAGCGAACCCCCUCAGCGCAGCUGCCAGGAGGAAGCAGCGCCCCUGGAAGUCCAGCGUGGAGAUCUCCGGCAAGCUGGGCUCAGCCAGCUGUGCCGAUCCUCCCACACACACAGUCAGGAAGGCAGAGGACCCACCAGCCCGGGACAGGCCCUUGCUGGCCCGUCAGGAGGCCGAGAUCGAAUCCGACCUCUCCGAGCACUCAGCUGAGUGCACCUCACUCUUCCACUCCACCAUUGCUGAGACCAGUGAGGAGGAGGCCAGCGACCACACCACCAACCGCUUCGGGGACCAGGAGUCCAGCAGCAGUGACUCGGAAGGCGGCAUCCAGGGCAAGGGCAGCAGCCUGGAGCUGGACCAGGUGGUGGCCGGGCGGAGGGAGCAGCCCCCACAGGCCCCAGCAGGCUCCAGGCCAACUCUGCCACCUGUGCCCAAACUGUGCCGCAUCAAGGCCUCCAGGGCUCUGAAGAAGAAGAUCCGCAGGUUCCAGCCAGCAGCACUGAAGGUCAUGACCAUGGUGUGAGGCAUCCGGGCACUGGGCAUGGGGCCUGCCCCGCCAGUGAGACCUGCCAGCUUCCUUUAGCUUCUGCAGCUCAUCUUACAGGCUCUGGCCCUGGGAUGUGGUGGGCAGCUGCAUGGGGGAUUUUUCUCUCCCCAGAAGAGAUAUGAAGAGGUCUUUGAUCUUUUGGAUUGUGUAAUCCACCCAGCACCAAGCUUCCACUUCAGCUGGGGGUGUGGGGCGGGGGGCAGGUUUAGGGGGGCACCUUGGUUCCUGAUAUUGUUAAGCCAUUUCUCCCCAAAGCAUUGUCUUAGUGAUACCGCUGGCUGCUGGAAACUGGAUUGAAUUCGAACUCCAUGUUAAGUUCUCAGUGUGAAUAAACACCCAAAUUAUG
Molecule: messenger RNA, 2737 nt
Organism: Heterocephalus glaber (naked mole-rat)
Lineage: Eukaryota; Metazoa; Chordata; Mammalia; Rodentia; Bathyergidae
Gene: Dact2
Product: dishevelled binding antagonist of beta catenin 2
Biological process (GO): negative regulation of nodal signaling pathway
Cellular component (GO): cytoplasm
Source: RefSeq, a predicted model, not a curated record